Papaver somniferum (opium poppy) is the source of this 1638-nucleotide messenger RNA. Its product is annotated as squalene synthase-like. Bases 122 to 1351 code for a protein of 409 amino acids. Gene Ontology annotation, cellular component: endoplasmic reticulum membrane. The transcript is spliced from 13 exons. NCBI's taxonomy places the organism in Eukaryota, Viridiplantae, Streptophyta, Magnoliopsida, Ranunculales, Papaveraceae. The record is from RefSeq and is a predicted model, not a curated record. Gene Ontology annotation, biological process: lipid biosynthetic process; farnesyl diphosphate metabolic process. Gene Ontology annotation, molecular function: squalene synthase [NAD(P)H] activity.
GAUAUUUAAAUAUUUUACAUCACAAUAACCAGAAUAGGAUCAAGAUUCUCUUUCUCUCUCUUUCUUUCUUGCUCUCAGAUUUGUGCUGUGAGAUCUGUUAGUGAAGAAGAAGAGAGAAAAAAUGGUGAGCAUAGGAGCAAUAUUGAAACAUCCAGAUGAAUUCCGUCCGCUUCUAAAGCUGAAAUUGGCAUCUAAACAUGCUGAGAAGCAGAUCCCUCAUGAACCUCAUUGGCAUUUUUGUUAUUCUAUGCUUCAUAAAGUUUCUCGUAGUUUCGCCCUUGUUAUUCAACAAUUAGGUCCUGAGCUUCGAAACGCUGUUGCCAUUUUUUAUUUGGUUCUCAGAGCGCUUGAUACUGUUGAGGAUGACACAAGCAUACCUAAUGACAUAAAGGUGCCUAUUCUGGAAGCUUUUCACCGUCACAUAUACGAUCGUGAUUGGCACUUCGCAUGUGGUACGAAUCACUACAAAGUUCUCAUGGACGAGUUUCAUCACGUUACAACUGCAUUUUUAGAGCUUGGAAAAGGUUAUCAAGAGGCAAUUGAAGAAAUAACCAAAAGAAUGGGUGCAGGAAUGGCUAAAUUUAUACUGAAGGAGGUGGAAACAGUUGAUGAGUACGAUGAGUAUUGUCACUAUGUUGCUGGACUCGUUGGGCUAGGGUUGUCGAAACUUUUCCAUGCUGCCAAUUUGGAGGAUUUGGCCUCUGAUUACCUCUCAAAUUCAAUGGGCUUAUUUCUUCAGAAAACUAAUAUUAUUCGAGACUACCUGGAGGAUAUCAAUGAGAUACCCAAGUCACGCAUGUUCUGGCCUCGCGAAAUUUGGAGUAAAUAUGUGAACAAGCUCGAGGACUUGAAAAAUGAGGAGAACUCGGAGAAGGCAGUUCAGUGCUUGAAUGAUAUGGUUACCAAUGCAUUACUGCACAUGGAAGACUGCUUAAAGUACAUGGCAGCAUUACGGGAUCCCGCCAUAUUCCGAUUUUGUGCUAUUCCUCAGAUCAUGGCAAUUGGAACACUUGCUUUAUGCUACAACAACAUUGAAGUUUUUAGAGGAGUAGUAAAGAUGAGGCGUGGUCUGACGGCUAAAGUUAUGGACCAGACAAAAACCAUGUCUGAUGUCUAUGGUGCUUUCUAUGAUUUUUCGCUAAUGCUGAAGAGCAAGAUUGACAAGAAUGAUCCAAAUGCCACAAAAACACUCAACCGCAUAGAAGCAGUACAGAAAGUUUGCAGGGAUUCUGGUGCGCUGAAUCACAGGACCUCGUACAUACUUGGCAACCAGUCAAUAUGCAAUUCAACUAUGAUAUUUGUGGUCUUCCUUGUGCUGGCGCUCAUGAUUGCGUUUGUCGCGACCAAGUGAGCGAUUAUUUCAGACAUGCACAAGUGGUUGCUACAAAAAUGCUUUUCAUCACUUCAACUGGGAAUUGAGUUUAUCUAUUUUUCUUUGUUUAGGUCAUAUUGUCUUUAGAUUUCAUGGUUGAUAUGUAUAUCUGGUUGGCUGACAAACUGUGCAAUGAAGUUGUGUGUAUUAUUUACAAUCUAUAAUUGGUAGUGCUAAUCCGACUUACAAUUCCAAGUAUAUACGCUGCUUUUAGUUUUCUAGUUCAGAUCAAAAGUGUGCACACGAAGUGCAUGUUUAUUGCUUAA